GGGAAUUCCGGGAGGCGGGGCUUGCCGGGACCAGGUGUUCCAACCUUUCCACGGCGGUGGGCUGAAGUCUCGCGAGACUGCGGCGGGGCCCAAUGACGCGCCGGCGCCGGCCCUAAGGCCCGGGGGCGGAGUAGUGACGAGAACUGAGUGAAAGUGGUCGGGCUUCGGCGGCUUAACGGCUCGGUGGCCGGGCCGCCGCUCGGAGCCGUGGCCAUGAAGGAGGAGCGCGAUUACAAGCCCAAGGAGAAGCGGGUAACCCUCCUGACGCCCCAGGGGGCCGCGAGCAGCGUCGCCGGGGCUUCGGCCGACUACGGCAAGGGUGAUGAGAAGCAGGAUCGGAGCCGGGAGAAGAAAGAGGCGCUGAGCAAGGUGGUAAUUCGCAGGUUACCUCCCACUUUGACCAAGGAUCAGCUUCUAGAACAUCUUCAGCCUCUGCCUGAACAUGAUUAUUUUGAAUUUUUCUCUAAUGAUACUAGUUUGUACCCUCAUAUGUAUUCGAGAGCAUACAUCAACUUUAAGAACCAAGAAGACAUUAUUUUGUUCAGGGAUCGCUUUGAUGGCUAUGUAUUCCUUGACAAUAAAGGUCAGGAAUAUCCUGCUAUAGUAGAAUUUGCACCUUUUCAAAAAGCUGCAAAAAAGAAGACUAAGAAAAGAGAUACCAAAGUUGGGACUAUCGAUGAUGACCCAGAGUAUAGAAAAUUUUUGGAGACCUAUGCUGCAGAUAAUGAGAAGAUGACACAUACUCCAGAGACUCUUCUUGAGGAAAUCGAAGCCAAAAAUAGAGAAUUAAUAGCUAAAAGGACAACCCCACUUUUGAGCUUCCUGAAAAACAAGCAGAGAAUGAGAGAAGAAAAAAGAGAAGAGCGGAGGAGGAGAGAGAUGGAGCGCAAAAGGCUCCGGGAAGAAGAGAGACGUAAGUGGAAAGAAGAAGAAAAGCGCAAACGGAAGGAUAUAGAAAAGCUCAAGAAGGUAGAGCGGAUUCCAGAGAGGGAGAAGAUAAAGGAAGAACCAAAGAUUAAGGUACACAGGUUUCUGUUACAAGCUGUGAAUCAGAAAAAUCUGCUCAAGAAGCCAGAAAAAGGAGACGACAAAGAACAGGAGAAAAGAGAGAAGGCCAAGAAGUUGGACAAAGAGAACCUGAGUGAUGAAAGGGCCAGCGGGCCUGUUUGUACCUUGGCCAAACGCCCUGAGCUGGAGUUUAAAGAUGAAAAGCCUAAGAGAUUCGAAGAGGACUUUAGCAGAGAUUACCGAGACCGAGACCGUGACCGUGACCGGGAUUAUGAGCGUGACCAAGAGCGCAUCCUUCGGGAACGAGAACGGCUCCGGCGGCUAGAGGAGGAGCGCCGACGGCAGAAGGAGCGCUAUGAUAAGGAGAAGGCCUUGGCCUUUAAAAGGAAGGAAGAGGAGCUGAAGAAAGAGAAGGAAGCUCUGGGGGCCAAAUCCAAGAAGCCUGAAACACCUGAACCAGUGGGCGGUGCAGAGAAAGGGGAGAAGAAAGAGGAAGUGGUUAAGAGAGAUCGCAUAAGGAACAAGGAUCGCCCUGCCAUGCAGUUGUACCAGCCAGGAGCUCGAAGCCGCAGUCGUCUUCUUCCUCCUGAGGACACCAACAAGCCUGGAGAUACAGGAGUAGACAGAAAGCAGGAAAGUGGUAUUAGCCAUAGAAAAGAAGGAGGAGAGGAGUGAUAAGUCCAAAAGGCCUUAGGUGUCCUGUUGAGGCAGCCAAAGAGUACAUGUUCAGCAAUCCAGAAGUGCCUUCAGGGCAAAGGAAUAGAGAGAGCGAGCGAGAAAGGGGGUCGCUGUGCUGAUGGGGUCCAUUGCAGAGGAGUAUGUUUUGCGCAAAGCAGGAACCGGAUUGCAGGUUCAGAUGGGAAGUUCCAUUUUCUUGUUUAUGCAGUUCCUACAGACUAAUUUUUCAGUGUCAGACAAAGACGAAGGGCGAGGCCAGGCACUGCCCUGUGCAGGCAAGAAAGGUCACAGGAGUGACCUGAGAAGCAAAUCAGCUGGUUCCACCGUCAAAACGUUUUUGUUCAUCAACUUCAAGUGGCACCGAGUCACUUUGAAGUCACCAUCAGAUCUAGUUAGAGAGUCGUGGUGAUCGCUGUUUACGGUGUAGUGUAAAUGCAGCAAGCAAGCACGUAAUGUAGUCCAAGUACAGUGGGGGGCUUAUGCCAAAAAUGUAGACAUGUCACAUCCCAAUCUGCAAGCUUCAGGGUUAGUUUUGUUUUAGGUGUUUUUUGGUUUGCUUCUGUGAGCUUAGUGGCAAGAAUAUUGUUAAACAUCCCCCCUUUUUUUGCCCUAUAAAAGUUUCUAUUUCAGUUUUCCCCUUGCUUGAUCCUUGACAAUCCAGUCUUUGUUUUAUCAUAGGUCCCAUAAUCUGAGCAUACACUCUUCAGAAAGGAAAGCUGCAUCAAUAUUCGUUCCUGUUACAUAGCAACUUUCCUUCUUCCUCUGUUGCACUGUUGCAAUAAAGAGCAGUUUCUAAAUAUGAA
Messenger RNA from Suncus etruscus (white-toothed pygmy shrew), 2489 nucleotides. RefSeq names its product UPF3B regulator of nonsense mediated mRNA decay (gene UPF3B). The record is from RefSeq and is a predicted model, not a curated record. The coding region runs from base 214 to 1683 and encodes 489 amino acids. Gene Ontology annotation, cellular component: nucleolus; cytoplasm. Gene Ontology annotation, biological process: nuclear-transcribed mRNA catabolic process, nonsense-mediated decay; positive regulation of translation. Lineage: Eukaryota; Metazoa; Chordata; Mammalia; Eulipotyphla; Soricidae. The transcript has 11 exons. Gene Ontology annotation, molecular function: mRNA binding.